AUGUGGGUUGGAUUAGUUUGGAAGUUAAAGGCUGUUGGACAACAGAAUGGCAGUGAAAAAGCUAUGCAGGAUGUCCUUGAAAAAGUAAUAACGGCAGGUUGCAUGGACAGUUUUAGUACGGGGAAGUCAGAAAAGGAAAGGUCGUAUAGUGCAGAAAAGUUUGUUUCGAAGUCAAUAAGCAUGGCUCGUCAAUCACGUUCACUUGAAUCGAAGAGAGUGACAGCUGAAUUAUUCACUUUAACUUACGGUGCUCUUGUUGCCAAUAUCGUUAGAGAUUUUGACACAGAUAUAGAGAUUAAUGAUCAGCUGGAUAAAAUUGGAUUUAAUAUUGGUUUAAAGUUGGUAGAAGAUUAUUUGGCACGUGGAAAUCCUGGUCGCUGUAAUGAUUUUAAAGAGACAGCUGAAGCGAUUGCAAAGGGUUUUAAAAUUUUUUUAGGUAUAACCCGAAUUCUUGUGUUGGAGAGUAAUCCACUAACUGAAUUUGUUGAUCUUCCUGCAGAACAUCAAAAUCUCCUUUAUUCUAAUGUACUUGCUGGGGCUAUACGUGGUGCUUUACAUAACGUGCAACUUGAAGUAGAAGCUCGAUUUGUUCAAGAUCAGUUACGCGGGGAUCAAAUCAAUGAAAUACGCGUUAAAUUUAUUCGUCGUUUAGAGGAAGUGAUUCCAGGAGAUGAUUAG
This is a messenger RNA of Heterobilharzia americana, 678 nucleotides long. NCBI's taxonomy places the organism in Eukaryota, Metazoa, Platyhelminthes, Trematoda, Strigeidida, Schistosomatidae. The record is from the annotation of a GenBank genome assembly.